AUGAAGUUCUCCGUUCUUUGCUUUGCUUUGGCUUCAUCGCUGGUGGCUGCGAUUCCAAGAUCGCAUCGCAUCCAAGAUCCGCUUGAUCGUGAAAUUUCCCUGGAGCCACUUCUCAACACUAGGACUGCAUUUAAUCGUGCUGCGUUAGACUACUACAUCUCAAUUCUCAACGAUUACAAAGACUAUGUCCCCAAGGAGAUCAAAUUGCUCUUUCGCGGUCUCUCCGAUUCCACCAAAAAUAAGUUGGUGGCCGGAGUGAAUGAUAUCGAAACAGGUCGUGUAAAUAUCCCUGACGACCCAGAUGCAAUCAUUUCCUACGUCAAGAAAACACCCGAACUUACCAAAAAUGUUGAGGAUGCCAUGGAAUUACUUAUGGAUAACUUAAGCGAAGUCAGCAAAACAACCAGAGAUCUUUUCCAGAAGUGGUGGAAGAGGAUCUUCUCCGCAGUUUCUGCUCCUCGUCCACAGGUGGCCAACCAGGUUGCUAGAGUCAUUUCUGGCUUCAAGACCGCUUAUGACAAGGCACCAACAGCAGUCAAGAACGACAUCGCUAAGACUUGGCCUGAAGCCUAUAAUCUACUCGAAACGGAUUUCGCUACCAACUUCGCUGCCGCAGCAAAAAAAUUCGCCGACGGUGGCCUAUCCAUGGACGUUAGAAUUCUGACCGCCGACGCUGAUUACCCACCAAAAGCACCAAAGAUCAAGAUCAACCGUGAAAGCCUUCUCGAUAAUGACGCAGAUCUCGAGUAG
Molecule: messenger RNA, 750 nt
Organism: Cylicocyclus nassatus
Lineage: Eukaryota; Metazoa; Nematoda; Chromadorea; Rhabditida; Strongylidae
Source: the annotation of a GenBank genome assembly